This is a messenger RNA of Brassica napus (rape), 2916 nucleotides long. Its product is annotated as U-box domain-containing protein 51. The record is from RefSeq and is a predicted model, not a curated record. Lineage: Eukaryota; Viridiplantae; Streptophyta; Magnoliopsida; Brassicales; Brassicaceae. The transcript is spliced from 7 exons. Gene Ontology annotation, biological process: protein phosphorylation. The coding region runs from base 567 to 2663 and encodes 698 amino acids. Gene Ontology annotation, molecular function: protein kinase activity; ATP binding.
AAAAUACUAUCCUAUGAAAUUUCUCUAUAAUAAAUGAUCUAGCUUUUUUUAAUUAUUUAGUUUAUCUAUAUUAUUAUUAUCUAACUAAAUAAUAAAAAUGUUUCUUCUUACAGUUUCAAAAUUUAUUUGUUCGGUGUAUUUUUGAAAGCAAAAAGAACUGAAAAACGUACUAAAGAGAUUUAAAAAAAAAAGAGAAUAUUUGCAUUCUAUAACUUUGAAAAAAAAGACCACAGAAAAACUGAAGAAGAAAUAGAGAACCACCACCUUAAAAAAGAAACUUCAGAAACAAUGGUUGAUAAUAAAUCAUGACUCCCGGUAUUUUCUCUUAAUUUCGUGUAAGGAAGAAUCAAUCUUCCCGCAAACAAACAAACAAACAAACAAGGAAGAAGAGAAGAGAAAGUUAGACCAGAGAAGAAAGAAAGAUAGCGACCUUUUUCUUUCUCUCGUCUUCUCUUCUUGCCUGCGUUCCCAGACACUACGUCUGGUGACAUAUUAUAUUAAUUACAUCUAUUUAAUAAUUUUAUUAGAAUUUCGAGGAUUAUUUCUCUGUAGUUCGAUUGAUAAUAAUGGCUCGUUACUCAUCGGAAGAUGGGCACGCGCCAGCUAAUUCGACGGUGGUCGCCAUUGACAAAGACAAGAACAGUCACUACGCUGUUCGUUGGGCCGCCGAUCAUCUCUUCAACAUGAUCAACAACCCCAACAUGAUUCUUGUCCAUGUUCGUCUUAAAAAUUCUAACCAUGGAGACGAUGAAUUGAAUCAUCUUUUUGUUCCGUACAGAGGUUAUUGCGCGCGAAAAGGGAUUUCAAUGAUGGAGGUUAUUCUAGAAGAUUCCGACGUUGCGAGAGCAAUACUCGAUUACGUUAACAACAACCUUGUGAACAACAUCGUGGUGGGAUCAGCAUCAUCCUCCAAGAACCCAUUCGCUAGAUCUCUCAAGUUCACUAAAUCUCAUGACGUUGCUGCUUCCAUUCUCAAAUCAACGCCAGAGUUUUGUUCCAUCUACGUCAUCUCCAAAGGCAAAGUCCAGUCUUCACGAGCAGCUCAAAGACGUAUCACCAAUACACUUGUCCCACCUCGUGAACCAUCAUCCGCAUUUCAUCUCCAAAAUCUACCUGACCCUGACCAAGAUCCCUUACCUAGGGGACAGCGUAAUUCAAGAAACACAACUCCAGAGAGGUAUCAUAAUGAUAAUGGCUUCAAUGCCAUGAGGGAAAGGCGUAGAAGUGCUGCAAAUGGAUCAUUGGACUUUAAUUAUGAUUUUAAGCAGGCAAAUGGGCAAAGGAACCCUGUGGGACGUAACUCGUUUUCUGAUGAAUCGGAUGGUGGAUCUCUCAUGAUGGGUUCGGUUGAUCUAAGUGCUCAGAAUUAUGAUUUCAUUGGUGCAUCUGGCUCUUCUGAUGAAUCAGCUUCACAAUCAACUAGAGAUAUUGAAGCUGAGAUGAAAAGGUUAAAGCUUGAACUCAGGCAAACCAUGGACAUGUACAGCUCAGCUUGCAAAGAAGCACUUAAUGCAAAAAAGACGGCAAAUGAGCUUAAUAUGUGGAAAAAGGAAGAAGCUAGAAGAUUUGAGGAAGCUAGGAGUGCUGAAGAGGCAGCCCUAGCUGUUGCAGAGAUGGAGAAGGCCAAGUGCAAAGCUGCAAUGGAAGCAGCUGAGAAAGCACAGAGAAUGGCAGAGCUAGAAGGACAAAGAAGGAAGCAAGCAGAGAUGAAAGCAAGAAGAGAGUCUCAGGAGAAAGACCGUGCGCUUACUGCUUUGGGACAGAACGAUGUCCGGUACAGAAAAUACUCUAUAGAAGAGAUCGAAGAAGCUACCGACAGAUUCGCAAGCAACAUGAAAGUAGGAGAAGGAGGAUACGGACCGGUCUAUAAAGGCACACUUGAUCACACUCCUGUCGCUAUCAAAGUCUUGAGACCUGAUGCUGCUCAAGGAAAGAAACAGUUUCAACAAGAAGUCGAGGUUCUAAGUUGCAUAAGACACCCUCACAUGGUUCUUCUCCUCGGUGCGUGUCCUGAAUACGGAUGCUUGGUGUAUGAGUUUAUGGAGAAUGGGAGCUUAGAGGAUAGACUCUUCCGUAGAGGAAACUCGCCGCCUCUUUCUUGGAGGAAAAGGUUCCAAAUAGCGGCGGAGAUAGCCACCGCACUCUCCUUCCUUCACCAAACCAAGCCGGAGCCUCUCGUUCACCGUGACCUAAAACCUGCUAACAUACUCUUAGAUAGAAACUACGUGAGCAAGAUCAGUGACGUUGGACUAGCUCGGUUAGUCCCUGCUUCGGUGGCUAAUAACGUCACGCAAUACCACAUGACAUCUGCGGCAGGAACGUUUUGUUACAUAGACCCUGAGUACCAGCAAACGGGGAAGUUAACCACGAAGUCGGAUAUAUAUUCGCUAGGGAUAAUGCUGCUUCAGAUCAUCACUGCCAAGAAUCCUAUGGGUCUGGCUCAUCAUGUGUCGAGGGCUAUUGAGAAAGGAACUUUCAAGGAUAUGCUUGACCCGGUUGUGACUGAUUGGCCGGUUGAAGAAGCUAUAAAUUUUGCUAAGCUGUGUCUGAAAUGUUCAGAGCUAAGGAAGAGAGAUAGACCAGAUCUUGGAAAAGAUAUAGUUCCAGAGCUUGUCCGGUUAAGAAACUUGGGCUUGGACAAUGAGUCAGGAGGCCAGAAUUAGCAGCUGGGUCUGAAGAUCAUAUAUAUUUAUUAAUUAUUUGAAGGCUUCCAUAAGGAACCAAUAGAGAGAUUGCUUGCUUCUCAAGAAAGAAAGUGGUAAGUGAAGUGCCAUCCAGAGAUGGUUUAAACUAAGAUAUAAAUUUGUCAAUAUUAUAUAUGUAUCUGUAACAUAAAACUUCCACCUUUCUGGCUCUCGGAUUAAAAGUAUAUAUUGAACAAAAAAGCAAUGGUUCAUAUGUUAAUGUUCCACUUCU